AUGGCGACCCCGACACCAUCCGCAGAGGACCAAGCAAAGCUCCUGGAGGAUGCCCUGACCGUCGUCAAGGUCCAGUCCUUCCAAAUGAAGCGCUGUCUCGACAACAACAAGCUUAUGGAUGGCUUGAAGCACUGUUCGACCAUGCUCUCGGAGCUGAGAACCUCCAACUUGACGCCCAAGAACUACUAUGAGCUCUAUAUGGCCAUCUUCGACGCCCUUCGCCACGUCACCACUUACCUCAAGGAGGCCCAUCAGAGCGGGAGACACCACUUGGCCGAUCUCUAUGAGUUGGUUCAAUACGCAGGAAACAUCGUCCCCCGUCUUUACCUCAUGGUCACUGUUGGAAGCGUCUACAUGGAAAUGCCCGAUGCUCCCGUCAAGGAGAUCAUGCGCGAUAUGAUGGAGAUGACACGCGGAGUUCAGCACCCAACCCGUGGAUUAUUCUUGAGAUAUUACCUCAGUGGACAGACCCGCAACGGUCUCCCUUUGGGCACUGAGGACGGACCCGAAGGAAACAUUACAGACUCGAUCCAAUUCAUCCUCACUAACUUUAUCGAGAUGAACAAGCUGUGGGUUCGUCUUCAACACCAGGGCCACUCUCGCGAACGCGAGAAGCGUGAGUUGGAGCGCAAGGAACUCAGGAUUCUUGUCGGUACCAACCUCGUUCGUCUCAGUCAAUUAGACAGCGUCGACUUGCGCGUCUAUCAGUCGACAAUUUUACCCAGCGUUCUGGAGCAGAUUGUCAGCUGCAAGGACGUGAUCGCCCAAGAGUACCUCAUGGAGGUCAUUAUUCAGGUUUUCCCCGACGACUUCCACUUGCGCACUUUGGGACCAUUACUCUCGGCUACUGCUCAAUUGCACCCUAAAGUCAACGUCAAGCAGAUUGUUAUCGCUUUGGUUGAUCGACUUGCAGCCCACGCUGCCAGGGAGGCUGACAGCAACGAUGACGAUGAGGAAUCAGAGGCACCAGCUUCGCCUAAGGCUGCCUCUAUCAAGGCCGACGGCGAGGAGGAGGAGGAGGAAGCUAAGGAGGGUGAUGCAGAGAACGAGAACGAGGAGGCCAAGGAGACCGAGGAGGGCGAGGAAGGCGAGGAAGGUGAAGCUAAGGAGGCUGAAGAUGAGGCUGCUGCUACAGAGGAGCAGGCUGCCCCUGCCCCCAAGCCUCCCAAGGUCCGCAAGAUUCGUGGCAUCCCUGAGGACGUCAAGCUCUUUGAGAUCUUUUGGGGCAAGAUUGUCGAGCUUGUGAAGUUCCGCCCUGACCUUUCGAUUCAGGAUAUCACUGCUUUGUUGGUCUCGUUGAUUAACUUGUCACUGAGCUGCUAUCCUGACAACCUCGGAUAUGCCGAUCAGGUGCUUGGAUUCGCCAAGGAGAAGACUGUCGAAUACAACGAGAGCCCUGAGCUCCAGCACAAGGACACUAUCAACAACCUCCAGAGCCUUCUCAUGGCACCCAUCCAGCACUACCCCACCAUCCUCACUCUCUUGGAGCUCACCAACUUUACCCACCUCCUCGCCUUGCAGCCCUACCCUACUCGCCGUGCAAUCGCCCACGCUGUUGUCGGAUCUGUUUUGAAGAACGAGACCAUCCUCAGCUCGCCCGAGGAUGUGAAUGGAAUCUUGGAGAUUUGCGCGGUUAUGGUUCGCGACCAGAAAGACGGCGGCCACAACUCGAGCCCCUUCCGUAACACGCGCAGCAAUCGCAACGAGAGCGGCAAUGUUGAUCUGGAAGAGUUUGCAGAGGAGCAGGGUCAGCUGGCUCGCAUCAUUCACCUGUUCAAGAGUGAGGACGCAGAUACACAGGCUGCUAUUCUGUCUGCAGCCAGGAAACAGUUUGGUGAUGGCGGCGAGCGUAUCCGCUACAUGUUCCCACCAUUGGUGAUCCAGGCUGUCAAGUUGGCUCGCCGCUUCAAGAAGUUGCAGGAUCAGGAUGAAGGUUGGGAGAAGAAGUGCUCGACCUUGUUCCGAUUCAUCCACCAGGUCAUCUCCAUUCUUCACAGCAAGGUCGACAACUCGGAAGUGGUCUUGCGUCUGUUCUUGUUGGCUGGUCAGAGUGCUGAUGAGUGCGGAUUUGAGGAUAUCUGCUACGAGUUCUUUGUCCAGGCGUUUACGAUCUACGAAGAGUCUAUUUCUGAAUCCAAGGCUCAGUUCCAGGCGAUUACGUUGAUGGUCGGAACUCUUCAGACGACGUCAUGCUUCAACGUUGACCAUUAUGAUACCCUUAUUACCAAGUGCGCGCUUCACGGAGCCAAGCUGUUGAAGAAGCCCGACCAGUGCCGUGCCGUGUAUACAUGCAGUCAUUUGUGGUGGGGUACGAUGAUUGUGAGCCAACAGGAGGAUGGAGAAGAGACGGCACAGCCUUACCGGGACGGCAAGCGUGUUUUGGAGUGUUUGCAGAAGGCGCUCAAGAUUGCGGAUUCGUGUAUGGACUCUGUGACAAACGUGGAGCUGUUUGUUGAGAUUCUGAACCGGUACAUUUAUUACUUUGAGAAGCAGAAUGAGGCGGUGACGGUCAAGUACUUGAACGGAUUGAUUGAGUUGAUCAACAAUAACUUGAGCAACAUGGAGAACCCGGACCAACACCCUCCUUCGUCCAACUCGUCGUCGCUGCUCGAGAAUGACCCUGCGCAUAUCUCGGAAUAUGUCAUGGCACACUUCCACAACACCAUCAACCACCUCGUGCGUCGCAAGAACACUGGUGACGAGAAGUAUGCCGAGCUUGAUGCUGCUUAA
Molecule: messenger RNA, 2730 nt
Organism: Linnemannia hyalina
Lineage: Eukaryota; Fungi; Mortierellomycota; Mortierellomycetes; Mortierellales; Mortierellaceae
Source: the annotation of a GenBank genome assembly